This is a messenger RNA of Brassica napus (rape), 4180 nucleotides long. Its product is annotated as fe(2+) transport protein 2. NCBI's taxonomy places the organism in Eukaryota, Viridiplantae, Streptophyta, Magnoliopsida, Brassicales, Brassicaceae. Gene Ontology annotation, cellular component: plasma membrane. The transcript is spliced from 4 exons. Gene Ontology annotation, molecular function: zinc ion transmembrane transporter activity. Gene Ontology annotation, biological process: zinc ion transmembrane transport. The coding region runs from base 2940 to 3983 and encodes 347 amino acids. The record is from RefSeq and is a predicted model, not a curated record.
GAGAAAAGGUGAAAUUUACUUUAUUUUUGCAUUGUUUUGGAUGUUCAUGUUUCUACUGGAAUUUGUGGAGAGAAGGGGAAGAAUCAUCGGUGUUUCUGUUUUUUUUUUCUCUCUCCUCGAAUGACAUUUUCAGGUUCAAAAAUUGCAAAUACUUGGUCAGAUUCGAGUUGGAUCCUUCCGAUGGGUCAGUUUACUGAUAUGUAAAAACCAGAAAGUAACCAAUUAUCUAUUGUGUUUCAAAAAAAAACCAAUUAUCUAUUGUAUUUACUUUCUAUUGUAUUUGAUGUGGGUUUGGAUAUUUUAAACCUAAAUAACCAAACUAUGAUUUGAUUCAGAUAUUUUAUAUUUCAAACUAUCUAAAAAUAAUUAAAAUAUAUAUUAAAUAUGGUCGAAAUCGUCAAAAUAAUCAUAGAUACGACUUGAUUAGAGCACUUUAUAUCCGAGCUAUCCAAUUUUUUUUAUAAAAAAAAGUUAAAAUAUUUAUUUUUUAUUUUUUAUUUUAAGUAUUAUAAUUAAUAUAUAUAUAUAUAUACUUAUUUACUUUUCAGUGCGGAUUAGGUUUGACAUCAUUUUUGAAUAUAAUGAUAUAGGAUUCAUUCCAAUAUUUAGAUUUGAUUCAACUAGGCUUGAAAUUCUAAUUUUCGGAUUAAUUCUGAAACGAUUUUUCGGAUGUAAAUAUAUGUUUAACCUACUUUAUUCUUUCUUUUAAUUAUUUUUUAUUUACUUUAUGUAUUUCUUGGCUGGCAUUCUCGAACUGUGAUGCAAGUUUAUACAUUUCUCCACGGCUUCUUUGUUAAUUAGCAAAUAAUUAAAAUGUGAGGACAGAAGAUUAGUUAAGUUAAACCUGUAAUCGAAUUGGAUUAGUCCCUGAAGAAGUAUAGCUUAAGAAACCAAAGAAGCACAUGGUGUAUUACUGUAAUAAAACAAUUAUUUGGAAAAACUAGUUUCCCUACAUUUUAAAGAAUCUAUUCUUUCAAAAUCUUGAUUGGAUGCAAAAUGGUUUUUGGAAAAACAGAAACCAAAAACUAAUCCAAAAACCACAAACAAUCAAUCUUUAAAUAAAGAUAACAAAAGGAAAAGUUAAAUUAUAAAAUGAACUAUUGCUGCAACAGAAAACAUUCAAGAACACUUGUGGCAGCAACAAGUUUGAAAAUGGAGACAUCAAUCAUUAGCUUAACUAUCUUAACUUAAUUUAAAUAGGGGAAUUUGAAUAUCAACUUAAUAGCUUUUUAGGGCAUCUCGAACCUAUGCCACCAUUUUAGUAUCAAAAUCACAUUAUUUUAGUAUAUUUUUAGCACCAAAUUUUUUUGACUCUCCAAUCACAAUAUUAAAUGUUACACCAAAAAGGAAUAUUUUUCAUUAUUUUAUUAUUAAUCAAAAUUCUGUUAUUUUUAAUAAUUUUAAUAAAUAUUAAUAAUUUUAUGACUAAAAUAUAUUAAAUCAUAUUAAAAUAAUUAUAUUUAAAUAUAAUAUUAUUAUAAUAUAUUAUUAAAGCAUAAUGUUACAUGAAUUAAUUAAACUCACAAAAUUUAAAUUAUAAUAUACUAAAUCUAAAGAUUAUAAUUUUCCAACCACACAUCUUUAAAUAUUUUUUUAUGAAUUUUAAAUUUAACUUAUAUUUGUUUUAUUUAAGCUAAUAUUUAUAUUAAUUAAUAUAAUGAUGAUGUACUAAAAUUAUUUAAUUCAGUUGUAAACUAAUCAUACAGAUCAAAUGUAGUCAAAUAUAAUUAAACAAUACAUAAAUAAAUAGUUAUGACAAAAAACAUUCGUCGUCGCUACAUUGUUGCACCAAAUAUAGCGUGGUACCGUAGCAAAAAAGAUAAUCACACUAAAAUGCAGUUAAAUAUGCAGUUGGAUUGAAAAAAAAAACAUCAAAUCAGAUACUAUUUUGGUGUUUUGCAGUGUGGUUCGAGUUGGCUUGCAGUGCUGUGGCAACGGAACAAAAAGUACAGAACAGAGGAAAUAAACAAAACAGAUGUGAUUGCUAAAAGAACAAACCAAAUAAAUUGAACAAUAACAUCCCUUGAAUGAUGAUCAAACUAAUAUAACAUUGUUUUCACUACAUUAAAAAAAACAAUGUAAUAGAUAAUAUUAUAUAAGGCUAUAAAAGAGUUUUCAGAUAUUUUCAAACUUGUUAUUUUAAAAUAUGUACACUGAUAUAUUAAACUUGUAGAGAAUAUGUAUCUUAACCAAGAUGUAAAUAUAUUUUUGGUUUGAUGUAUCAGUCUAAGGAACAAAGUUAUAUUCCACUAUUUGGCAAAUAUCAUCACACAUUGGCAUUGUCGAGUUCAGUUAGUAGUAACACACUGACAAAAUAACCGGUGUGAUCGGUUAGUGUGUUAUUCUUAUCAGAAAUACACAUUCUAUGUUAAGUUCAAAAAAAAAAAUACACAUUCUAUGUACAUGUUUCACAUUUGUUGGCAAGUGCAAUUAUUCUGAGUACCCUGAAAGAAACACACUAUAUAGGCCUGUAGAUAAAGCAAAUAAGCAAUAUGGCCAACAUCAAUAGAUGGGCUAAUCAAAGUUUUUUAUUUUUUAUUAUUAUUAUUAUAUUAUAUUUUGUUAAUAUUUUUUUUAACUUAGCAAUGUGUGUAUAUUUUAUUUUGACGAUGUAUAACACAAGACAUUUUCCCCUUAUAAGAGUACUAAACUACGUGUAUGGUUUCGGCAUGAUCCACACCCUCCACCCGAUUAAACAAGAAUAAGAUAACGUGCAAUACAAUUCAAAACCUUUUGUAUCUAACAAUGUUCACACACUGUCAAUAAAUCAGGAAUUUGAUUCUCUAGCUAGUGUAAUCUUUUUUUUCUUCUAUUGAUUUAGCCCAUUAUUUAUCAGUGACUUCCCAUACCAGCACCGAUAAUAGGCCGGCAGAUAUGCCUAUAUAAACUAACCAAAAGACAAAACAUUGAUUUCAUCAAACAUCAUAUACUAUAUUCUAAUGGCUACCAAACUCGUCUACAUUCUCCUCAUCAUAUUCACAUUCACCGUAUCUCCGGCGAUCUCAACCGCCCCGAAAGAUUGCGACAUCGGCUUGGAGAAUCCGUGCAUCAGUAAAUCUAAGGCUUUGCCACUCAAAAUCGUAGCCAUUGUAGCUAUCCUCACGACAAGCUUGAUAGGUGUAAUGACUCCUCUUUUCAGCCGUUACAUUUCUUUCAUCCAUCCUGACGGCAACGGUUUCAUGAUCUUGAAGUGUUUUUCUUCCGGAAUCAUCCUAGGAACUGGUUUCAUGCACGUUUUGCCUGACUCUUUCGAGAUGUUGUCAUCAAAAUGUCUUAAUGAUGAUCCGUGGCAUAAGUUUCCUUUUGCGGGAUUUGUCGCUAUGGUGUCCGGUCUAGUCACUCUAGCCAUUGACUCCGUUACCACCAGCCUUUAUACCGUCAAAAACACAGUCGGGCAAGAGCCUGAAGAGUAUGGCGUUGAUCAAGAGAAGGCGACUCACACUAGCCACGGUUAUGGUGUUGUGCUAGCAACUAAAGAUAAUGGAUCUUCUGAUCCACAACUUCUACGGUAUCGUGUCAUUGCUAUGGUAUUGGAGCUUGGGAUUUUAUUUCAUUCCAUGGUCAUUGGACUAUCUCUAGGAGCAACUAAUGAUGCAUGCACCAUUAAAGGACUCAUAAUAGCUCUUUGCUUCCAUCACCUGUUCGAAGGCAUAGGUCUCGGUGGCUGCAUCCUCCAGGCAGAUUUUAGAAAUGUGAAGAAGUUCUUGAUGGCAUUCUUUUUCGCUGGAACAACACCUAGUGGUAUCUUUCUUGGGAUCGCAUUGUCAAGUAUCUAUAGAGAUAACAGUCCAACGGCGUUGAUAACGAUUGGGCUGUUAAAUGCUUGCUCGGCCGGAAUGCUCAUCUACAUGGCCCUCGUCGACCUUCUGGCUACCGAGUUCAUGGGAUCAAUGCUCCAAGGUAGCAUCAAGCUUCAGAUCAAGUGCUUCGCGGCCGCUUUGCUUGGCUGCGCCGUAAUGUCUGUCGUCGCCAAGUGGGCUUAAAACACUCUUAUCAACAUAAUUAAUCAAUUAUUUGAUUCAUUAUAUACAUUCAAGGUGAAAAUGAUUCGCCUUUGUACAUUUGAGGGUGUAGUUUUUAAUUUUAUUCCAUAAUUUUAUUUGUAUAUUGACAUAUUGAUUAUUGACAUGGCAAUAUGGCAUUGUAAGAGUUUGAAAUCCACUCUAUUAAUUUAGAGUUC